GUCACCGUCAUCUACAAUGAUUGUUGUCGGACCCGGGGCCUCUCCCCCGGUACCCCGGCCAACUGAUUCAGAUGCCAGCUCUUGGCGGCCUCCUUCCGCAACUUCGUCCCCUACCGUGCAUAUGAACGAUUUAGAAUUAGGGUUUUUGAAUUUUUCCUGAGCAACACCUAGCAGCACAUCUUCACCCAAGUCAAAAAGGAGAAAGGAACUUAGUCAUCCUCUUUUGUGAACAUAUUGCAAACUAUGAAUAUUUUGUUACAGAUUAUCGUGAGGAGAUUCCAUUCAUGGAUCUAUCAUGUUUGAUAUAGAUCCAUCUUCGCAUCGAUCUCAUAUAUGUCUAUUGAGUUCAUUGAUAUUAUACUCCUUUAAUUAGGAGGGAAAUCCUUAUCUUGCAUUGUCAGAUCUGUUGCAUUGUACCCAAUGACUUUCCACUUGGUGCACUCUUUAACACCAUCGGGCAUUGUAUCAAAGUAUGGACACUGAGAUGUAGUAAUUUCUGAUAAGCUCAACUCUAGGAAUUCUCACUUAAAACAUUGUGAUCACAUUAUAAGUUCCCCUGUAAAUAGGUAUCCAUAUCUCGUAUCUUAACUGCGGAUCAGUCCACCAUUUUGAUUGAACACCAUGUAACACAUAUGCCUAUGUGUCAAGUCACAUCAACAUAAUAAAUAGUUGUAUUUGCAUACUAUGUUGAUCGAUCUUAUAUUAGGGAUUGAAAAACGAAUUGAAAAAAAGGCGGGAAAAGAACGAGGAAGAAGAUGACACAACGGAAAACAGCUUAUGUUCUUCUCCUCACUCAGAUACGGGUUUAGUUCCUAACACGCUAAAAAUCAACACCAAACUGCGACCAAGUGUAAUCGCAUUCCGGAAAUGUAGAAUAGUGGCAAGUUCUAUUUAUCAACCCGAGGUCUAUAUCUACUGCCUACUCCGUGAUUAUCUAUUAUCUAGCAGACUAAGUUGAGUGAAUGUGAUUUUAAGCAAAAGCAGUAAGAAAGUAUGAAAUGGUUCGAAGUUCUUAAGCAGGGGAAGAGUCACUCGGGAAUGAGUCCCCCUAGCUCCUUAGUUAGGUCAAAGUUGUAAUUACCUUUGGUUGAUUUACUGUUGAUUAAACUGCGGAAGAUCCGACAGUAGCUUUGAAUCUCUUAAGCUGACCAAGCCUUCUCAGACAGACUACCCGGCAGACAACUAGUCUUCACCGGGAUAGAACGCUGAGGCAGUUAACAUAGAACUCCACUACUGGAAUUGGAUUCCAGUACAAAGAUGUGAAUCGACUAACUCUCGUAUAAGCGAUUCACUACUACUGAUUGAAGGAGCUCUAACAAGGAGCCCAACAGGCAAAGAAAUGUGUGAAAUCGAUGAGCUCGAACCCCCUUUUUGAGAGCUCGUCGAUAGUAGAAGAUACUCCGAAUCAAGAGUCAGAGCCCAUGCAAGGAGAGGACUUCUCUCCGCAAAGCCGCGAGGGCCAGCAGCAUUCGACGUUUUGGACGUCGGGCCCGCAUAAGCUUUUUAGCGAAGUUCUCGUUGAGGAUUUAUAGUAUAUAGCCGAAUCAGAUUCCGAAGACGUCGCAGCUGCGAUGAAGGAGGAUGGUAUGGAUGAUGAAAUCCCAGAGGAUGACGAUCCGAGAUGUCCAACCAUACCUUUCAAGGCGAUGGAGAAGCAGCGAUACCAUCGCAAAUGACGUUCUGCCUUGAUUGUUAAAGCGUUGGGUAGGUCCUUUCCAUUUCAGGUUGUCUCCUGAAGGCUGGAGUCAUUAUUGGCAAAGUUUAUCACGGGGUUUCUACGUUGUCCCAUUUACUAGCCAAAUGGACUAUGAACAGACUGCGGCAGGAGGUCCUUGGAUGAUUGGUGGGCACUACCUGACUGUCCGGCCUUGGAGGAAGGGAUUCAAUCCCAAGACUGCUGAAGUGGCAUCGACCAUGGUGUGGGCACGGUUCACAGGGAUUCCAAUUGAAUUCAUUAACACGGAGGUUGUGGAGCGUAUCGCCUCCAAGAUUGGUCGCCCCGUCAAAGUGGAUCGACCUACUCAGAAUGGGGAUAUGGGAAGAUUUGCUCGCGUUUGUGUCGAAGUUUAUCUUACUAAUCCCCUCCUCUCGCAGUUUAAGAUAGAAGGGUUGACAUACUGUAUUGAGUUUGAAGGGUUGCAUCAAAUCUGCACUGAAUGUGGGCGGUACGGACAUACAGUUAAGACGUGCCCUUCCCUUUUCAAGCAACCAGAGAAGCAACUAGAGAAGGAGCAAAUAGAGUUGGAGGAGGCUGCUCCUAAGGCGCCGAACCCGCCUAAGGUUUAUGUGGAAUGGAUGGUAGCCAAGCCACGGUCACGAAAAUCGGUGAGCAAGCGCACUGAUAUUACUAAAAUUGGCCAGACACAACCUCCUCAAUCGUCAAGGCCUAGCUCGGGAACCCGCUUUGAUGUCUUAGUGGAGGAGGAAGAGGAGGAGGAAGAGGAGGAGGAGAUUGGCACUCCGGGGACAGAAGUACUAGCACAAGACGGUUUACAAGGGGAGGUGAUGAUGACUGAUAUCACGAUAGUUGAGGCACCCCGUGUCUCUACCUCGGAGAAACCUGUAGAAGUGCCUGACUCGGGUGUGGUCCAGGUGGCUAAUGCCAAGGCAUCUAUGCUCACGACUAAGACGAUUGAUAAACUGGUUACGGUACCCGUGAUCCAAUCGGUGGCCUUGCCUAAAGAGGUGAGUAGCAACGGGAUGAAACAUAACAAAGGACAGGGAAAGAAGAGAGGUGAAACUAGGGGUGGCAGUUCGGUUUCCGCUUAGCAACUAAUCGGUUGGUUCAACCGAUAACCGCCGAUUAGCGGCUAAACAAAAACCGACAUAUAUC
Messenger RNA from Linum trigynum, 2833 nucleotides. Lineage: Eukaryota; Viridiplantae; Streptophyta; Magnoliopsida; Malpighiales; Linaceae. The record is from the annotation of a GenBank genome assembly.